Messenger RNA from Linum tenue, 273 nucleotides. The record is from the annotation of a GenBank genome assembly. NCBI's taxonomy places the organism in Eukaryota, Viridiplantae, Streptophyta, Magnoliopsida, Malpighiales, Linaceae.
AUGGGAGGAGUUGCGUGGACGGAAGAAGAAGAUCAUCUGCUGAGGAAAUGCAUUGAGCAAUAUGGAGAAGGCAAAUGGCACCGUGUCCCCUUGCUCGCUGGUUUAAACAGGUGCCGGAAGAGCUGUAGGCUGAGAUGGCUAAACUACCUCCGACCCAACAUCAAGAGAGGGAGUUUUGCUGAAGAGGAGGUUGAUCUCAUUAUCAAGCUUCACAAGCUCCUGGCAGUGGACAAACCCAACUGCUGCCUGCUCGACCUUGUGGGGCUGAGAUGA